UUCGGAAAAUUGUUCUGUUUUUGUAUUCCACCACCAGCAAACCGGUGCAUGAUGUUGGGAACAACAAAUUCACUCAAAAUGGCACAGAUUUUAACCAACAUAUAUGACUGGUAUAGAGACCUCAUGGACAAUCAGAGCGAUCCUCGGGUCGCCGAUUGGCCGAUGAUGUCGUCGCCCUUUCCCACUCUAGGCCUUUGCAUAUUUUAUGCGUACUUUAGCAAAUCGCUAGCACCAAAGCUGAUGGAAAAGCGAAAACCAAUGGAUCUUAGGAAUACUCUAGUAAUUUAUAAUCUCUUCCAAACCAUCUUCAGUACAUGGAUAUUCUACGAGUACCUUCAAAGUGGAUGGGGUGGACGCUACAGCUUUAGAUGCCAGCCUGUCGACUAUACGGAUAACCCACUCGCUCUACGGAUGGCCCGAACGUGCUGGUGGUACUAUGUCUCGAAAUUCACCGAGUUCUUCGACACGCUGUUCUUCAUCCUACGGAAAAAGACUCAGCACGUCUCGACACUGCACGUUAUCCACCACGGCUGCAUGCCGUUCUCGGUGUGGAUGGGCAUGAAAUUCGCCCCCGGUGGCCACAGCACAUUCUUCGCAAUGCUGAAUUCGUUUGUACACAUUGUGAUGUACUUCUACUACAUGGUAGCUGCUCUCGGACCACAAUACCAAAAGUACAUCUGGUGGAAAAAGUAUCUCACCGCAUUCCAGAUGGCCCAAUUCGUCGCCAUCUUCACGCACCAGUUCCAGCUGCUGUUCACGGAAUGCGACUACCCGAAGGGUUUCAUGGUGUGGAUUGGACUGCACGGUAUCAUGUUCCUGUUCCUGUUCUCCGAUUUCUACAAGCAGGCAUAUAACAAGCGGGUCGGACGGGCCAAAAGGGAAGCGGAAGCAUUGUUGGCUAAGUCGCAUGCCAACGGAAAGCUACACAACGGCGAUGUCGUCAAUAACAACCAGGGUGCUUGCAUGCCCGUCCUGAACGAUGAUGAUGAACUGCACCAGCGAAAGGUUACCGGGAAUGGAAUAUAUUUGAAUGGUGGUGCCAAAACAGCGAAUUCCUACAGCAAUGGCAAUUCGAACGGUUUUGUCGAAUCAAUCCAGCAGUCGAAUGGUGGCAUCGGCGAGAACGGGGGAGCACGGGUCCGGAAAAUCCAAUAACGCUAACAACAACUAGAAGUAAUAAUCAUUGGUGGUUAGCAUCAUCGUCAUCAUCAUCUUUCUAAUUGUCACCAUCAUCACCACACACAACCGCCUCCCCCCUCCCAUGUCAACCGUGUCCUCUUAGCUUUCUGCGCACGGCACUCGAAGCCCACGGAAGAAAGCAGGCAACCAUCGGGUCGAGGAAGUUGUUUAUUUUUAGUACGCUUUUGUCUAAAGAUGAAUGCAGUAUUCAGCCUCCCUCGGUGACUCGGUCCCCAACGUCAUUCUCCGUUCAGCCGUUCAGCUGCACAAAUAUCAUCCUUGCUCCUGUUGAUCGUUUGACGCAUUUCAUAGCACCAGCAAAAAUAACAAAUCGGCGUACAUUAGGCAUCGGUGACACAACGGUGCUUUGCAUCAAAUAGCAACCGGAACACAACUGAAGCUUGAACUUGAACGGUACUCAAACCCACAUGACGGUAUUGUGGAUGCGGGGUGCUGGUUGAUGGUGUAGCUAGCGAGCCUACAUUAAAUCUCGACGAGAGCGCUCCGCUUUCUAACGGGAACGGAUUAAAAAAACACACAUCAGACAUACAAACACACACACAGACGCGUAGCACGAUAGGAUGCUGCAUUAAGAAUAAUGUAUUUUUUGGAAUUUUUUACACUGUACGAAGUAAACUAGGGCAGAUGUAUAGAAAGGUACGCAAUGAAGGUGUUGACUGGUGCGCAUCACUCACGGUGCAUCUUUCUUCUGAAUAGUCCAUGUUGAUCGAACGACGAUGCACUGGCAGAGGAAGCACACUUUGCGGUUGACCCUUCGAGGAAACGAUAAACGAUCAAGUUGUUAGUUAGAUGGGGUGGUGUUAUAUUUUUUUGUUCAUUAUCGUUUUUUGUUUAUUUGUUUUAAAAGUCAUGUUGUACAGAAUGAAAAAAAAAAAAGAUUAGCACUGGAGACAUGUUAAAGAAGGCAAAGGAAUUGCGAAUACCUGUAGUAAAACAAUCGUUGCGUUAUUGUAAAUCAAAACAAAAUGAUAUAAAACAAUGCAACGCAGAGAGGGAACACAAGAACAAAUGGCUAGUAGCGAAAGGACGAGAUUAAAGAAACCGAUUCUAUAUACAUUUUGAGCGAAAACAAGCAAACCAUAGAAACAUUUAAUCAAAGCGGUAACGAAAACCGGGCGAGAAGAAUGCCAAGAAACAAAAGAAAACUAUCGAUGUAUGUGAUUGUAUGUGGACUGUUUCCAACCAUACGCGGUCUGUGUACAGCAACAAUUCGGUUUUAGUGAAUAAGGGAAAUCGAAAGCAUAUGGUGGUGGUAGUACAGGAGAGGUCACACACAAGAACUACAACAUUCUGCCGAUGUUCUGUUAUCGGGGACGUCGGUUUAGAAUAUUAAAGUAAGAAGCUGUAAGUGUAAAAACAAAUGAAGAAAUAUCUUAAAACAAUACAAAGGAUUCAACUGUUUGUUUUCAUGCAAUAUGUGUUUGGCAACGAUCCAUCUGAAGCGCGACAUUUUGCUUGUUUCGUUGUUGGUAGUGGAAAACGUUGAUAACGGAUGUGUUAAAGGAUUCAUCCUCGUUUGUUUCUGGUUUAUUUGCAUAUGCAUUAAGCUCGAGUUAGUUUACGCCACAGAACCGUGACGUGUUUCGAAUUGUGUUGCUCAAACGUAGGAAAUAAUUUCCAUUUCCGCUCUUCAUCUUUAGCACGUGUAUUGUCCCAUGGCAUAAAAGUUAUCUCCCUGCGUAUGAAUUAUAGUAGCUGCCUCUUUUUGAUUGUUAUUCCAGCUGAAUCAUCUUUGAGUGUUUGAGAAAUGAACGAAGUAUGUAGUAAAUGUUCAACGUAUCGUUGUUAGUUACGAUUCCAUUUGGGUCACGUGCCGCGAACUGCAGAAGGUGUUUGCGUUGCCUUCCUAACAGAAACAAGUUUUUGGAUCCUUCCUAGUCUACCCGGCAUUGUGUGUUGUUUAGUUACCUGGCAUAUCGACAGAAUUGUGUAGCUUGGAAGUAGUUACUGAUAGUAAAACAAUAGUAACUCACACAAAAUUAUUUACACGACGCCAUACGCUUCAUGCGAUCGCAAACGAGCUGUAAAGUAAUAAUUGGCAAGCGGGUACUUGAAUACUGUCUGUGAAAUCUGUGUUUUUUUUAUUAUUCACUGGGUAUGGCCAGAAAAGUGAGAGCGAUAAACUGAUACCAAGACGAGUUUGUUGUUAGUUUUAAAAACUUUCUACGUGAUAGCUGUUCAUGCGGACUAGGGCUCUAAGUGCGGUUGAUCGUUAGCUUUUGACGAACGUAGCAGAACAUAGCUUAAGGUACUUUGCGUGCGUGCUCGUGAAAAGUCAACAGCGGCCAUGCGUUUCGGGUCGCAGCUACAAUACCAAGAGGCAGAAAGAGGAAAUGUUCACCAUCUUUUAAAACAUGCGUUUAUUAUCCUUCUUCAUCGUCGUUGUCCAUUGUUAGUGCGUAAGGGAUAAUGUACUCGUAGUCAUAGUUCUAUAUUGUUUUCAUACAUUGUUCAUCUUUAUUCUUUCUUUUGUUUUCUUGCUCGGUUUUGUAUCCACUCGGACAUUUGACUUUCGCAUUAAACAAAAUAACAGACAGAACAUGUUUUAGGAACCAUUUUCAACCUGUUACGUUUUUCGUAUAGUUUUAACAACAGCACAACAAGCGAGCAGGAAUGACAAUCGUCGCUUCAUUGUUAGCAUUUGACAGGGUUAGUAGCUCGGAUUCGAAACCAUUUCAGCGUGGUGGUGCGGCGCUGAAACGAUCCCCCAGCACCACCAAUCGAUGCAUUAUGGCAAAACAAAAAUAAAAAAAAACAUAAACUGUACUGAUGUUGAAAGCAAAUGUUAAAAACUGUUAUAUUCAAACAGGAAAAGAAA
This is a messenger RNA of Anopheles moucheti, 4018 nucleotides long. Its product is annotated as elongation of very long chain fatty acids protein 7. The transcript is spliced from 8 exons. NCBI's taxonomy places the organism in Eukaryota, Metazoa, Arthropoda, Insecta, Diptera, Culicidae. The record is from RefSeq and is a predicted model, not a curated record. Gene Ontology annotation, molecular function: fatty acid elongase activity. The coding region runs from base 49 to 1155 and encodes 368 amino acids. Gene Ontology annotation, biological process: fatty acid elongation, saturated fatty acid; fatty acid elongation, polyunsaturated fatty acid; sphingolipid biosynthetic process. Gene Ontology annotation, cellular component: endoplasmic reticulum membrane.